UAUGGCCCGUCAUUCUUCACGAUCCAUGUCCAUGACAGCCUCAAGACGUGGAGUGUCAUGAGCAACUUGCACAAGAUCAAUGUCCUGAUGCUCGUGACGAAUGGCGGCUACGACGAGACCCAAGACGUGGCUGUCACGCCUCUCUUCGAGCUCAUAACGAGAGUGAGAUGGUACGCGCUCCCGAAGAGCGCACAUAUGGCGCAUUGGGAGGAAAGGGUGAGGUAUAUGCAGGUUGUGGGCGGCUUCUUGAAGGGCGACGUCGUGGACCGGCCCAAGUUGAGCGUCAGACUCUGA
Molecule: messenger RNA, 294 nt
Organism: Postia placenta MAD-698-R-SB12
Lineage: Eukaryota; Fungi; Basidiomycota; Agaricomycetes; Polyporales; Adustoporiaceae
Exons: 1
Source: RefSeq, a predicted model, not a curated record